UCCUAUAGAUGACAUCAUCGAAGGGUAUUCAACUGUCACCUCAUGUAAAGAACCAUGUGUAAAAGCAAAUCGAUAGUGAAUCGUCUUUGAUGUGUGAGAUUGAUGGCGGUACUCAUGGUAUUAUGUUGUUUGUAGUACAACAUUUUUAAGCAAUAUAAAUAUCAGAGUUGCUAUAAAUUUACUUAUCAGUGUGUCGUUUUAACAGAUGAUUAAUUUUAGUGUUGGCGUUAUAUUGCCUUCAGCAGGUUUUAGUGAGAGAUUUGGAGUUCCUGUUCCUAAACAGUAUUAUGAAGUGUUGGGGAAACCACUCUUUUUAUAUGCAGUAGAAGAAUUUAAUCGUAUUCACUGGGUGAAGAAGAUUGUACUUGUUGUUGACAACCCAGAGCAUGUGCAAGGUUUACUUGAAGAAUCGCAUGCUAAUAGGGAAAAAGUGUCCGUUGUUCAGGGAGAAAAUACACGUCACCGAUCGAUCCGAGCUGGGGUGCAAGCACUUCAAAAAAAUGAGAGCAACUUGAAAGUGUUGAUUGUUCAUGAUGCUGCACGACCCCUAGUACCAUCAGAGUUGGUUGAGGAAUUGGUGAUUGCAGCGGAAGAACAUGGUGCAGCUGGUGCUGUUAGGCCUCUGAUCUCCACAGUUCUUCAAGCCAAUUCAGAUGGAUUCCUCGACCACAGUUUGGAUAGGUGCAAACAUGUAUCCAGUGAAACACCACAGGCUUUCCAGUUUGACAUUCUGGCAUCUGCUUACAACAAGUGCAGUGACGAGGAGCUGGAUACUGGAACAGAAUGCUUGCAGCUAGCUCUCAGUCACACUGGAGUUCGGGCUAGGCUCAUUGAAGGGCCCCCUGAUCUCUGGAAGGUGACCCACAAGAAGGACAUUUAUGCUGCUGUUGGCUGUCUGAGAGAGAGAACAAACCAAGUUUGUAUCAUGGCAUCCGAAGAAAAUGAUACAGUGAGACUCUUGACAGAAACCCUUGAAUCCAAAGUGUCGAUGGUGCAGUGUGUGGUAACGUCCGUCGAUUCAGCCAGAAUGUCGUCUAGAGGAAGUUUUAACACUGUAGUUUUCUUCCACCUGCAUGAGAUUGAUCAAGACAAUCAGCUUUUGGACUUAGCAGCCAUGUUGGAUGUAGAUCACCAGGGUCUGAUAAUCCACGUGAUAGAACAUACUAAUGCGGACGGCAUGCAGAGCAUGUCAGUGUACGAUCUUCAUCGAAGUGGACGGAACAUGGCUAAACACUAUGAGAAGCUGCAGAAGGGAGUUGUUGUUAUUCAUUGUCUGACUCCUGGUGAAGACAGACGACUGGCUGAACUGGUAUCAAGCCUUAUCCUGUCUGACGCGAGCACAUUUUCUGGCCAGACUCUCUUCCUUUGAAACAGUUUGCUGCAGUUGGUAAUCUGAACAGCACAGAUGUACAAGUCACUUCAUGUAAUACAACUGUAAUCAGGUAUAUGUCUGUGUUUAGUGUUGUACAGUUAUACUAUAGCUCGGUAUAAUGCAAGUAUUAUGCUCAAAUGUUGAAUCAUAUAUAUAUGUAUUUUAAAGUUGUACAGCAGAUGUAAAAUACGUACACUCUUUAGUAUUAUUUUCUCUUAACACUAAUCUAUUUUUGAAUGUUGAUAUCUUUGGAACAGUGUUUUUUCAUUUGUACAUUUGAAGUUGUUAACAAAUAUUUUCAGGUAUAAUUAUUACAAGAUGGUGUAAUAAGAAGGGAUAUUAUGUUUUAUUCUUAAUGUUUCCACCAAUUCUUAUAUGUAUUAUACCUAUUUGGUAUACUGCAUCAGUAUUUCAGCUUUGUGUUGUGAAUAUGAUGACCAGCUAUAUGACAUGUAGUGUGUAGUGCUUUGUUUAUACCGAUGGGCUGGUUUAUUCUCAUGUUCAGUGAUUCAAAUAUUUUUCUCAGUAAAACCAGUAUUAUGUAACGUUGAGUUCGGUGCUGGAUAUUAUGGCCACUGUGUACACGGAACCUUGAGAUUUAAGAAAGCUGCUGAAUGACCAGAUUAAUUUGAGAUGUGACUUUUUUAAAAUAGUUUGUUUUAAAAUGUUUAGUUUCUGAGACUUAACUACUCAAAUUCAGGUCUAUUUAUCUGUGAAGAAUGUUUUCAGUUGGAUGUGAAGCCAUGUAUGUACCUCUUCAUUGUUUGCAAAUCAGCAUUCCUAUAAUGCCUCUUUGGGCAGUCCAGUAAUAUUGUGAUCAGAUGGAAUGAGAUCUGGACUCUAUGUUGGGUGAGGGAGAAACUUCAAUUUCAGUUUUCCAAUUGUUUCAGUGAUCGCUGCUGCUGUAUGAAGUCGAGUGUUGUCACGAUGCAGAGCAGCGACUUCUGUCAUCUGCAUUCUCUAUAAAUAGCAGGUUUCAACUUCUCUAUAAACUUAGCACAAUACCAUGCACUAUUGACCAUCUGUCCAUGAUUCUGGUAGUGCUCAAGGAAGGGGCCCCAAAAAAUUCCAAAAUGGCAUCGACAUCACUUCGCAGGCAGAAGGCACAUUUUUCAGUUUCUUGAUCCUGGGCAAUGAUGUGCAUUUUUUCUCCAUGCAUUUGAUGUUUGCUUGCAGGUAAUUAGUGGUGCAGCCAUGUUUCAUUGCAUGUGACAGUCUGUUGCACAAAAGCCUCUUCAUCACAAUAUUGCUGCAAAAAUUACAUGCCCAUUCAUGCUCAUCUGUAAGCUGCUUUGGCAUUCACCUUACAGAAAUGUCGUGAUACCCGAGGUCCUUGUGGAUGAUGGAGUAUGCAGAUCCACAACUGAUGUGCAACUUGGUGGCUGUAUCAUGACAGUAAUAUGUCUGUCCUCUUGAACCAGUGCAUUAACUUCUUCAACACUGUCCAUUAUUUGUGAAGUGGUUCGACAGCCCGACAGUUGUCUGAAAAAUUACUAGGAUUUUACACACAGAUUGCCAUUAUUUUUAAAUUCCCCUCUUUAAGAGAUUGGAUAGAGCAAGGAUACCGAAAAGGGCAUUAGAAUUAAAGUUUAACGGAGAGGGACCCAUGGGACAACCCGGAACAACGUGAUUUUGCUAGGUACUAAAUGGCAAGAAAUUUAAUGGAGGGAAAAUUGAGGAAAUUGGACAAAGGUCAUUUGGUUGAUACUGCUCAAGGAAACAAACAUUGUUUAUUCUGAGAAUCAUACGAAACUCAUAAAUACAGGUAGUACAUGUCACUGCCACUGGGGUUUCAAGGGUUAGUAUUGGUAUAAACUGACAUCAGGGCCACCAGAAAGAAAGACUGGGUCAAGAAAAGAGAUCAUAACAUUCUUCUUUCAAUUGUGUACAUUUGUACACAUCCAUUUUCACAUUCCAUAACAUUGGAAAUGCUUUAUUUACUUCCCUUUAUUCAUAUUAGGUGUAUGAGUAAUGGCUGCUCAUCAACACAACUUUUCUACAUACUGUCUGGAAUGAUUGUGGAAGUGUCAUGAUUAAUGAUCAAAUAUCAGAAUGAUUUUCAUUAUAUUCUUCAGUUGUUUGAACAAACUCUCAAGCAUACUCAAAACAGUUGUGUAGUCCUGCUUUACUGCGAGUGUGCUCUUUUGUAUCCAGAAUUUCAGUACAAAUGCAAAAUGUUUUCUGGAUUUCCUGUACAGAAUUUUCUGUGCUGUAGAACUGAUUUUGCAGUACAAUUGAUUCACUGAUUCAUGUGUAUUGUAUGAUCCCCACUUUUAUAUGGAGACAAACUUAAAUCAGUCAUGUCAAUGUCAAUGAAAUGUCAAUUUGUGUUGAAUUUAUUUCUGGUCUCAUUGCAUUUCUAGACAACAUUCUAAACACUGUCAUAUUUCACAAUGCUGAUGUAUAGUUUCUCCACAUUUAAGAUAAUUUUGUGUACUUAUCACAUCAGAGCAUGGUGCAAGGGACCUUUUACACCUGGUUUUUCAUAAAUUACCAACGCUUAUGUCAUGUAAUCAGCCUACACACACUGAUGUUUGUAAUUUUGUUAUACUGAGCCAGUAAUUCCCACCAGCAUAUCAGGUGUUUUCGGGGACCUUCAAAACUUGUAGCUUUUGCUUAUCUUUAUGUAACAACUUCAUGUGCUUCUGUAGGGUCAUUUAUAAUUGUCCAUUAUCAUAGGUAAUUUAUUUUCAUUAUACCAUAACUAAACUCUAAUAAUCAGUAUGCAGAAAACUGAUGUCUUGCCCAGAAAUAUUGCAAGUGGUUGGUAACGACUGCAGUAGACAUAUUUGAAGAUACGUAUUUCUGGAUGAUUUUUAAAAAUAUACCUUGUGUAAGAAUUUAUAUGAAAUGUUGUUGUUUUUGCUGUUAAGUGUAUGUUUUAAACCAAAGUUUAUAUAUGCUUGCCCGAUUGUUUACUAAAGAUCUUAGAUGGAAAAUAAACCAGUACCAUGGACCAUUUGUAAUGCACAAAUAUAACAGGUUUUCCAUAAUGUACUAUACAGGUUGUCCCACAGCGGGAUUAUGCAUGCUCUCGGGAUCAUUUUGAGUCACAAAGUUCUAAUAAACCUGGGUCCGAUCUAUGUUCCUCCCUCAAAGUGAGACACCAAGUUUCAUACCCAUACAGCACAAUGGGCAAAAUUACACUUCUGUAUAUUUUAAUCUUUUGCUUUUUUUGAUGGACAAAAGAUUUUGAACUGAAUGAUAGCAAGCAUCCUCUGAAUUUAAAAUCUGCUCUUCAUUUCAUCAUGAAUGUCAUUCUGACUUGGUGUUGUCCCCCAAGUACUUAAAUUUUGUCACAUUUUGAAUGAUUCAUUAGCUAUCCUUAUAUCAAAUCUGUAUGCAUUUGAGAAAUAUGUGUGCAUUCUAACUUCUAAUCCAGAUUUUAAAAUAAUAUUUUUCAGGGUUCUUGAAGACUGUAUUUCACAAAUUGACUUCCAUAGUUCAUGAUAAUGUUGGUUACUUUUUUUAGUUGUUUGGGUGGUGUCUUAAAUAGGAACUGAGAAGAAAAAAAUCAAGGUUAUGGCUGAAUCUAUGAUCACCCUAAAACUAAUUAAAAUAAUAUGAAUUGUCCCCAGAGAAAAGUAUAGGCUUGUUGGCAGCCAUGGUGUCCCGAGGUUCAGAGACUGGCAAAAGGAAGCCGCAGUGGAAAGGUGUACUCUAUUUCAGAAUGCACAAAGUUUCCAGACGUGUUAUUUGUGAUGUUACUUCUCUGGUGAGUUAAUAUACAUCUAUUGCAGUUAAAAAUCUGCCAUAAAGAAAACUAAUCAGGUAUGGAGUGGUGUAUUAUUUUCCGUGUUUACCUUAAUCUCUUCAGAUUCAAGUAGCCAGAAACAGGUAAUUUCUUUUAGAGUAAUGGUUUUCUAAUUUGGAAAUUAUAUUAAAAUUUAUUGUCUUGUUUUGUUUCCUGCAUCUUGUGACAGAAAUGAGUGUUAGUAAUCACUAAUGUAAAGUAACAUUCAAGUCUGUAUUUGCCGGUUCCAGUCACAACUUGUACCUGUAUAAUUUAAAACCUUUCAGGCCAUUCAUCAAGAGGCACUGGUUUUCUAGUUUUGGAAUGAUAUGAAAAUUAUAAAAUGUUUUACUCCUUUCAUCUCCUCAAAUUGUGUUGUUCUCUUCAUGUCACGAACGCUCGGGCACUAAAAAGUUUCAUUUUAGUUAAGCAUUUAUGUUUCAAAAAUAGGUAAAAGUAAUGUAUAUGACUGAUAAGGCAGCAAAGGAAAAGCCCAGUCUCUUACAGAUAAUUUCUUCCAUUAGUUAGCUGCAUGUGUGUUGAAACUUCAUUCCCAGAGUUUGUUAGAGAUGUGUAAAGAUCUAAAUUUUCAAACUGAGUUCUUACCUUUGUACAUAUGUGACUGAUUUGAUGUAAAAGAUGAAGGUGAAGUUUGUGGCUGUUUUCAUUCAGCGCUGUGUAGUCUGGUAGAAGUUUACACACUCUCAGAGGUCCUUGCUGCCUUCAUCAUCCUGCUGAUGGAGGCAGCAAGGACCUCCGAGAUGUCAGUAAACUUCUACCAGAUUACACGGCGCAACAACCCAGACUCACCACCGUUAAAACCUCAAAUCCUAUGAAGGUGAAGUUGUCCCUGUGUUUAAGCACAAUGCCAGGAAAACAUACAGGGGACUGAAGGUAAAGCUGCAUUUGUUCUUAUUCUUGGCACUAGAUGGAGGUGAGUGGUCACAUUAACAUUAGUUUAAUUCAGAUGUGUGAACUCCAUACAUUUUUUAUACUAGUUUCAGAGAGAUGACAUGUUAGAAAGACUGGCUGGUGAGAAAUCAUGACUAAAUCACCAUAGCAAUUGAAAAAGAAUGUAUGGGUUACGCUGUUCUAUGAUGUAGCCUUCGGUAAUUGUCAAAUGAAUCUUGAAACCUUUAAUUAUUACUAUAAUUUAAACCCAAAUAGUUGUACCCAGUGGAAAACUGGUUAGAUGGAAGCAGCAAUCUUAUUACGAGGCGCGUCCUCAAAGUAAGUUUCCCACUCGUCCCACAGCUAGCAAACCUUAUACUGCGCGAAGCGACUGUGCGUACGUGAUAGAGCAAUGACGUAGCA
Molecule: messenger RNA, 6419 nt
Organism: Zootermopsis nevadensis
Lineage: Eukaryota; Metazoa; Arthropoda; Insecta; Blattodea; Termopsidae
Product: D-ribitol-5-phosphate cytidylyltransferase
Biological process (GO): protein O-linked glycosylation via mannose
Cellular component (GO): cytosol
Molecular function (GO): D-ribitol-5-phosphate cytidylyltransferase activity
Source: RefSeq, a predicted model, not a curated record